UGGGGGUAGGGAGGGUACUGUGGGUGCCGAGCAGAACUGUUGCGGUGUGACAGUGUUGCCCCGCAGGAUGACGCAGGCGUGCCAUCUCAAGUGCGUGCCCCCCCACUACAAGGAGGCGGAGCUGUCGAAGGGCGAGAGCGUGUGCCUGGACCGCUGCGUGGCCAAGUACCUGGAUGUCCACGAGCGGAUGGGCAAGAAGCUGACGGAGCUGUCGCUGCAGGACGAGGAGCUCCUCAAGCGCAUGCAGCAGGGCACUGGCACUGCCUGAACCCUCCCUUCAGACCCCCCUUCCCACCACACCAAUAAACUGGAGGCUCUGGGCCAUCUGUCUGCUUCCCUGGGCCCCCCAAACCCA
Meleagris gallopavo (turkey) is the source of this 355-nucleotide messenger RNA. Lineage: Eukaryota; Metazoa; Chordata; Aves; Galliformes; Phasianidae. The record is from RefSeq and is a predicted model, not a curated record.